This is a messenger RNA of Medicago truncatula (barrel medic), 860 nucleotides long. RefSeq names its product glutathione S-transferase F9. The transcript is spliced from 3 exons. Lineage: Eukaryota; Viridiplantae; Streptophyta; Magnoliopsida; Fabales; Fabaceae. Bases 67 to 714 code for a protein of 215 amino acids. Gene Ontology annotation, biological process: glutathione metabolic process. The record is from RefSeq and is a predicted model, not a curated record. Gene Ontology annotation, molecular function: glutathione transferase activity; glutathione binding. Gene Ontology annotation, cellular component: cytoplasm.
AUAUAAGAAGCAAUAACCAGAUGCCUUAAAACCAUAUCUUUGAAAUAUUGCUUUCAUCAAAUUACAAUGGUUGUGAAGGUAUAUGGCCCAGACUAUGCUUGCCCAAAACGGGUGAUUGUGUGUCUGAUUGAAAAGGAUAUUGAGUUUGAAACGGUACAUGUUGAUGGCUUUAAGGGAGAGCACAAGGAAGCUGAAUACCUUAAGUUGCAGCCCUUUGGAUUACUCCCUGUUAUUCAAGAUGGUGACUAUACUCUCUAUGAAUCUAGGGCAAUCCUAAGGUACUAUGCUGAAAAGUACAAAAAUCAAGGGACUGAUUUGCUUGGAAAGACAAUAGAAGAAAGGGGUCUUGUGGAGCAAUGGCUAGAAGUUGAAGCACAUAACUUCAACCCACCAAUCUACAACUUAGUUAUGAAUCUUUUGGUUUACCCACUAGUGGGACUUCCAUCUGACCAAAAAGUUGUUCAAGAGAGUGAAGAAAAGCUUGGAAAGGUGUUGGAUAUUUAUGAAGAGAGGCUAUCAAAGACUAAGUACUUGGCUGGUGAUUUCUUUAGCCUUGCUGACCUUAGCCAUCUUCCAUUUGGUCAUUAUUUGAUGAAUUCAAUGGGAAAAGAGAAUAUGGUAAAAGAGAGGAAGCAUGUGAAUGCUUGGUGGGAUGAUAUUAGCAAUAGGCCAUCUUGGAAGAAGGUUCUCCAGCUUUAUAAAUACCCUAUGUGAUUAGAGGGUUUGUGGAAGUGAGUGUCCUUUUGAAUAAAAUAAUGUUUUCUUAUCUCCAUGGGCUUGUAAUAAUACUUAUGAGUAAAAUAAUGUUUCAAACAUUGCAAUAAUACUUUGAUGCUAAGGUUGUUAUUAUUUGAGUGUUU